This is a messenger RNA of Sphaerodactylus townsendi, 7959 nucleotides long. RefSeq names its product centromere protein E (gene CENPE). Gene Ontology annotation, biological process: microtubule-based movement; mitotic cell cycle. Gene Ontology annotation, molecular function: ATP binding; microtubule binding; plus-end-directed microtubule motor activity. The transcript has 51 exons. Gene Ontology annotation, cellular component: microtubule. The record is from RefSeq and is a predicted model, not a curated record. Bases 78 to 7736 code for a protein of 2552 amino acids. Lineage: Eukaryota; Metazoa; Chordata; Lepidosauria; Squamata; Sphaerodactylidae.
UAAGAACGGGUCCUGGUCAAAAUUCAAACGCUGGAACUGAAACUCUGCGAGUGGACGUCUCGUGAGCUGCCGGUGCGAUGGCCGACGAGGGCGCUGUGCGGGUCUGCGUGAGGGUGCGGCCGCUGAUCGAAAGAGAGAAUACGGAGGCGGGAGACAAAGAAACCGUUGUCUGGAAAAGUGAGAAAUUCAGCAUCUCACAAGUGGAUGGAACAAAGUUCUUCACGUUUGAUCGAGUAUUUCAUGCGGAAGAAAGUACCUCCACAGUUUAUAAAGAAGUGGCUGAUCCAAUUAUAAAAUCUGCUGUUCAAGGAUAUAAUGGCACUAUUUUUGCGUAUGGCCAGACCGCUUCAGGCAAAACGUAUACAAUGUUGGGAACAGAGAGUUCUCCAGGGAUUCUACCCAUGGCAAUUGAAGAUGUCUUCAAGACCAUCUGUAGCAUUCCAGAUAGGGAGUUCUUACUUCGCAUCUCAUAUAUGGAAAUCCAUAAUGAGACAAUAAAAGACCUGCUGUGUAGUAAUAUCACGAAGAAAAAACCUCUCAUAAUCCGGGAAGACAUCAGUAGGACUAUCUAUGUCGAAGACCUGAUUGAAGAGGUGGUGGUUUCUCCAGAGGAAGUCAUGAGGUGGCUACAAAAAGGCGAAAAAAGCAGACAUUAUGGGGAGACAAAAAUGAAUGCAAGAAGCAGCCGUUCACAUACGAUCUUCAGAAUGAUUAUUGAAAGCAAGGAGAGGGAUUCUUCGAGUUCCAACUGUGAUGGGGCUGUCAUGGUGUCUCACUUGAAUUUGGUAGACUUGGCGGGAAGUGAAAGAGCUAGCCAAACAGGCACGGACGGCAUUCGAUUUAAGGAAGGCUGCAAUAUAAACCGGAGCCUGCUCACCUUGGGUCAGGUCAUCAAGAAACUUUGUGACGAUCAGUCUGGAGGCUUCAUAAAUUAUAGAGACAGCAAACUUACAAGAAUUUUACAGAACUCGCUUGGCGGGAAUGCUAAGACUGUUAUCAUCUGUACAGUUACUCCAGUAUCUCUGGAAGAGACAUUAAGCACCCUUCAGUUUGCUAGUACAGCAAAGAAGAUGAAAAACAGCCCCAAAGUGAAUGAGGUUCUGGAUGAUGAUGCCCUCUUGAAGAGGUACCGAAGAGAAAUUGAAGACUUGAAGCGGCGCCUAGAAGAGGUUUCUUCAGGCUGUCACACCAGAGAUGAAGAGAAGGACCAGCUCGCACAGCUCUUGGAGGAAAAGAACUCAUUGCAAAAGCAGCAGGAGGACAGGAUAAGAACCCUGGCCAAGUUGGUGGUCCCUUCAUCUUCCUUUCUGCAAGAAGAAGAGUUAAAAGCUAGAAAGAGGAGGAGAGUUACCUGGGCCCCUGGACAAAUAAGCCACAACAGGGACUUGUUUUCAGAAGAUUUCCCUGAAAAACCUAAAAGAUUUAAAGUCUCUAUGUCAGCCUUAUCAGAGAUGGAAGAAUCUGCAAUUUCAGAUAUCUCAGAAUGCGACGAUCCCUGCCUGGCAAUCUCUGCAGCAGUGCCGGAAGAGGAGUGGAUUCCAGGGCCUGAAAUGAGUCUGAUCCAUAAAGAUUUUGCAGAUUCUGUCAUCCUCUGCGAAACGCUUGCAGCAGAAAGGGACUGUGCUGUAACUAAACAAGAAGCUACCCUCGCAGAACUAGAGACUUUACAGUUAGAAAAAGAACAGCUGUCGCAAGAAGUGAAGGAGUUGACUGAAAAGAUAGAAACAAAUGAAUUCAUAGUUCUUGAAAAGAAAACUGCAGAGGAACAUGAGAUGCAACUAAUGCAUGAAAUUUCCAACUUAAAGGCUGUGAUUGCAAAUGCUGAAGGGUACAAUCAAGAUCUCCAGGAUGACUUGCAGUCAAAAGAAUUGCAACUUAAGGAAGCAGAAAACAAAAUAGCAUUACUGGAAAAACAGAUAAUUCAGCUACGUGACCUUUUGGAAGAAUCUCAGAAGACAAGUAGUAGAAAUGCAGAUGCAUCCCUAACGGGAACAAGUCAAGUGACAGAUGAAAUGAAACAGUCACUCAACGAUGCUGAAAUAGUAGCCUUAGAUGCCAAGAAGGAAGCUGCUUUCCUCCGGAGUGAAAAUCUACAGCUAAAAGAGAGAAAUGACCAACUCUUGGAUGAUUAUGACCGCAUGGGUAAAGAUGUGGAACGUUAUAGGAGCCAGGUAGAAGCAGGCAAAGCCAUGUACAAAAAAAUGCAGUCUGACUUGCAGAAAGAGCUGCAGUAUUAUUUUCAAGAAAAUGCAAAGCUCACUUCUCUCCUGGAAGGCACCCAGUCAUCUGUGGAACUAAAUGAAAAAAUCAUUCACUUAAAAAACGAAUUGAACAAAGCUCUAGGAGAGAAUGUUUCUUUAAGAGAAGAAGUGGCUGCAUUGUCAGAAGCUGGCCUGAAACCUGACCUAGAAAUCUUGCACAAGGAGAUUCUUGAAAAAUCUCAGUCAAUCGCUUCCCUGACCUCUGGAAAAGAAACUUUGCUGUCUCAAGUAGCUGAAAAAGAACAAAGGAUCCUUGAAAUGACCGCUGCACUAAAGUCCAAAGAGGAUGUUGCAAAUGCUGAAGCAGUGAGAAAAAACGAUGAACUGGGGCAGGAGCUAGCCACUGUAUGUGAAGAAAACAAACGGCUACAAGGCCAGAUAGAAAGCUUAUCUGGUGAAAACCUCAAACUCCAUGCAAGUGUUAGUGAGAUGGUGCAAGAGGGUUUGGUGUUGCAAGAACAGCUCAAUAAUGCUGAUGGUUCCCUCAAAGAAUACCACGAUAUGGUAGAAAAACUGAGAUGCCAAAAUUCCCUGGCUUUGAAAGUAGAGGAGGAGCUCAACCAGACCAUUGAGCAGCUGAAGCAAAAGGCUGUGGACACUCAGGCAGAGGUGGAGAAGCUGCUGGAGAAAACCAAAUCUCAAGAGCAGCAGGUUAUUCAGCAGGAGAGCUUGAUAGUCGAGCAAGAGGAGCAGUUUCGGAAACGGGAAGCAGAACUUGGAGAAGAAAUUACACAGCUGAAAGACAAGUUGGAACAGCUGACUGAAGAAUUAAACUUAGAAAUGGCUGAAAACAACCGCUUGCUGGCUGAACGGAAAGCCGAGGCCGAGAGAAUGCAGCAACUUGGGACUCAGAAUUCUCUGCUUCAGAAAGAAAGAGAUGACAUCCAGCAAGCAAUGGAGGAAGUUAAAGCUGAGAACGACCAGCUUGGUGACAGGUUGCGUGAAAACACUGAGAAGGUGGAACAGCUGGCAGAAAAAUUAAGCUUACAAAUGACUGAAAACAACCACUUGCUGAAUGAACGGAAAGCCGAGGCCGAGAGCAUGCAGAAACUUGGCACCCAGAAUUCUCUGCUUCAAAAAGGAAGAGACGACCUCCAGCAAGCAAUGGAGGAAGUGAAAGCUGAAAAUGACCAGCUUCGUGGGAGGCUGCGUGAAAACACUGAGAAGGGAUUGGAGCUCCGAGAACAGCUCAAUAAUACUAAUGGUUCCCUCGAAGAAAACAACGAUACUGUAGAACUGAGACGCGAACACUCUCAGGUUUUAAAGACACAGGAGGGGCUCAGCCAGACCAUUUUGCAGCUGAAGCAAGAGGUUGUGGAAACUCAGGCAGAGGUGGAAAAGCUGCUGGAGAAAACAAGAUCUCAAGAGCAGCUGGUUAUUCAGCAAGAUAACUUGAUUGUCGAGCGAGAGGGGCAUCUUCGGAAACCGGAAGCAGAACUUGGAGAAGAAAUUACUCAGCUGAAGGAGAAGGUGGAACAGCUGGCAGAAAAAUUAAGCUUACAAAUCACUGAAGACAACCACUUGCUGGAUGAACGGAAAGCAGAGGCCGCGAGCAUGCAGCAACUUGGGAUGCAGAAUUCUCUGCUUCAAAAAGAAAGAGACGACCUCCAGCAAGCAAUGGAGGAAGUGAAAGCUGAAAAUGACCAGCUUCGUGGCAGGUUGCGUGAAAACACUGAGAAGGUUGUGGAAAUUCAGGCAGAAGUGGAAAAGCUGCUGGAGAAAACAAGAUCUCAAGAGCAGCUGGUUAUUCAACAAGAGAGCUUAAUUGUCGAGCAAGAGGGGCAGCUUCGGAAACAAGAAGCAGAACUUGGAGAAGAAAUGACACAACUGAAGGAGAAGGUGGAACAGCUGACAGAAAGAUUAAGCUUACAAAUCGCUGAAGCCAACCACUUGCUGGAUGAACGGAAAGCCGAGGCCGCGAGCAUGCAGCAACUUGGGAUGCAGAAUUCUCUGCUUCAGAAAGAGAGAGACGACCUUCAGCAAGCAAUGGAGGAAGUGAAAGCUGAAAAUGACCAGCUUCGUGGCAGGUUGCGUGAAAACACUGAGAAGGGUUUGGAGCUCCGAGAACAGCUCAAUAAUACUAAUGGUUCCCUCGGAGAAAACCACAAUGCUGUUGAAGAACUGAAAUGUGAAAACUCUCAGUCUUUGAAAACACAGGAGGAGCUCAACCAGACCAUUGAGCAGCUGACACAAAAGGCUGUGGACACCCAAGCAGAGGUGGAGAAGCUCCUGGAGAAAACAAGAUCUCAAGAGCAGCUGGUUAUUCAGCAGGAGAGCUUGAUAGUCGAGCGAGAGGAGCAGCUUCGGAAACGAGAAGCAGAACUUGGAGAAGAAAUUACACAGCUGAAAGAGAAGUUGGAACAGCUGACUGAAGAAUUAAGCUUACAAAUGGCUGAAAACAACCUUUCACAGGAUGAACGGAAAGUCGAGGCAGCGAGCAUGCAGCAACUUGGGAUGCAAAAUUCUCUUCUUCAAAAAGAAAGAGACAGCCUCCAGCAAGCAAUGGAGGAAGUGAAAGCUGAAAAUGACCAGCUUCGUGGCAGGUUACGUGAAAACACUGAGAAGGGUUUGGUGUUGCAAGAACAGCUCAAUAGUGCUGAUGGUUCCCUCAAAGAAUACCAUGAUAUGGUAGAAAAACUGAGAUGCCAAAAUUCCCUGGCUUUGAAAACAGAGGAGGAGCUCAACCAGACCAUUGAGAAGCUGAAGCAAAAGGUUGUGGACACUCAAGCAGAGGUGGAGAAGUUGCUGGAGAAAACAAGAACUCAAGAGCAGCUGGUUAUUCAGCAGGAGACCUUGAUAGUCGAGCGAGAGGAGCAGCUUCGGAAACGAGAAGCAGAACUUGGAGAAGAAAUGACACAACUGAAGGAAAAGGUUGUGGACACCCAAGCAGAGAUGAUGAAGCUGCUGGAGAAAACCAGAUUUCAAGAGCAGCAGGCUACUCGGCAGGAGAGCUUGAUUGUCGACCGGGAGCAGCAGCUUCGGAAACGAGAAGCAGAACUUGGAGAAGAAAUUACACAAUGGAAAGAGAAGGUGGAACAGCUGACAGAAAGAUUAAGCUUUCAAAUGGCUGAAAACAACCACUUGCUGGAUGAACGGAAAGCCAAGGUCGAGAGCACGCAGCAACUUGGGAUGCAGAAUUCUCUGCUUCAGAAAGAAAGCGAUGACAUCCAGCAAGCAAUGGAGGAAGUAAAAGCUGAAAAUGACCAGCUUCGUGGCAGGUUACGGGAAAACACUGAGAAGGGUUUGGAGUUGCAAGAACAGCUCAAUAGUGCUGAUGGUUCCCUCAAAGAAUACCAUGAUAUGGUAGAAAAACUGAGAUGCCAAAAUUCCCUGGCUUUGAAAACAGAGGAGGAGCUCAACCAGACCAUUGAGCAGCUGAAGCAAAAGGUUGUGGACACUCAAGCAGAGGUGGAGAAGCUGCUGGAGAAAACAAGAUCUCAAGAGCAGCAGGUUAUUCAGCAAGAGAACUUGAUAGUCUCACAAGAGGAGCAGCUUCGGAAACGGGAAGCAGAACUUGGAGAAGAAAUGGCACAGCUGAAGGAAAAGUUCUCCAAAACAAAUGCAGAACUGCAGAAGGAUUUGCACGAACUGAGAGAGCAACUGGCAAAAGCCACUGAAGAAAAAACACCAGAGGACAAAGAACGAGAAGACCUUGAAAUACUUCAAGCAAAAGUCUCAAAAAUAGAGGAGGCGCUGCAGAAAUUUCCAGCGAUAGAACAGAGAUAUGAAUAUCUUGGAAGAGUUGCUUGGAAUCUGAUGACUGAAGUUAACAGCGAAAAAGAACUAGUGACAAAAGUUCUUAAAGAUGUUUCCCACGAGAAGGCAAAACAGAUCAGAAGGCUCCAAAUGGAACACGAGAUAGUAAGCAACGGUCUCCAGAAACUGCUGAACAAAACACAGUUCCUUUCACUCCGACUGUGCAAGAGGGAGAAGGAAUACUACAGCAGCAUCAGCAGCUACACCAUGGAGCUGCUUGGAGAGAGGAGAAAACAACACGAGCUGCUCACUCAGAUUCAAAGCCUGAAGGAGCCUUGCCGUAACUCGCAUGCAGCUGUAUCUCAGCAGCUCUACCUCCCUGAACUGAGCCAGAACCUGGAUUUCCAUGUAGAGCAAAUCUGGAAAGAUGUGUCACAAAUGGAGGAAGAAAUUUGCAGUAUAGAAGCGAUGUUGCAGAAACUGGAGAACGAGGGCAGAAAAAUGGAAAGGCAUUCAGUUCCUUUCGACGUGCAAGACUUUGAGACGACAGUGAAGCGAGACAACGAGAGGCUGUUCCCCGUGGGCCAGUUCUUGAAACCCAAACCUCGGCCUCUCAUUGAAGCUAAAGAGGAACUGGAGUCCAAAAAUAAAAAUUACUGCAAAGAAACUGAGGCUUCUCUGAAGGCAUGCAGAGAGAGGACGAGGGAAUUGCAUCUGGCACUUAAUAUGGCAAAGGAACAGCAAACACCCAGCGGUCAUGCGGAUCUUAUCCUAGAAGAUGAAAAUUGCAGGCUGGAGAGCAAAUUAAGAGCCCAAGAUCAAGCCAUGAAGGAUUUGAAACUGACAAUCCAAGGACUGGAAAAAGCAGCAAACGAAGCAAAGCAAAACCUUCUGGAAAAGGAGAGGCGAAUAGCGGUGCUAGAAAUGGAGCUCAAAGUGAGAGCCUCCAGGAGCGAAGUUGUCCGACUUCGAGCUGUGUUGGAGGAGAAAGAGAACGUCCUAACUAAUACGCUAACAGAGAACCAGACUCUCAAGGCCCAGCUUAACGAAGGUGCUGAACUGUAUAAGGAGGAGAUUGAGGACCUCAAAACACAGCUUGCUAAAGCUGACAUGACACUAAUAAAGCAGUCCAAACGUUUUGACUGGCAAUUGGCAAACGCAAAAGCUCUUUUGGAGCAAAGAGAUGAACAAUUAAGAAGAACCAGGGAAGAGUUGCGCAGAACUCAGCUCGAGCAGGAUACAACAGUCGUGCACAGCCAAAACGUUCCUCAGCCACCCCUGCCGAUCACUUGUGGUGGCGGAAGUGGAAUUGUCCAGAAUACCCAGAUGCUCGUGCUACAGGCUGAGCAUGCUAAACUGGAGAGGGAAGUCGGCCGACUGAAGAAAGAACACGAACUGUUGCUCAAAAAUGAACUCCAUUUGAAAGAGGAAGUUAGGAAAUGGAAGGAGCGAGCUCUGAAGAUGAGAGAACGAUCAAGAGCCACGAGCGAAGAAGAACAAAGAUUAAAAUCUCCAAGGAAAACAGCGCCUCCCUUAUUGACAGGGCCGUCUUCCUCUCCUUCUAAGGAAAGCUCUGUUCAACCUCCUCCAGCAUUGGAUAAACGACCUUCAUCGUUGAAUUAUCCGAAAACUUUCUUCGAUAAUUCAUGUUUGGGGACCUUUAGCGAUGUAAGACUUACAGGUGGCGAAUCUAAAGAAAGGACAAAGCCAGAAAACAGCCUGAAAGACUGGAUGGAAAAAGCAAAUAAAGAGGGCAAGCCUGAGUGCAAGACACAAUAACACCCUGCCCCCUUUGGUAGUUUGUUCAAUGUUUGGACUGAUUUUUAGGUUAUCCCAGAACUUUAGUUUCCCCAGCACUGAGUGAAUAGGCAGCCAUUCCCACCAGUCUGAUUUGGUAGAUUUAUCUGUGUGUGUGUAUACUUGUAUGUCUGCACAUUUAUAUAGACUUCUUUCUAUUUUUACUUGACUGUCCAUUUUGUAAAUAAAAGACUGUUUUAUGCAA